Molecule: messenger RNA, 2223 nt
Organism: Cheilinus undulatus (humphead wrasse)
Lineage: Eukaryota; Metazoa; Chordata; Actinopteri; Labriformes; Labridae
Gene: wdr73
Product: WD repeat domain 73
Exons: 7
Coding region: 76-1350 (424 amino acids)
Biological process (GO): cytoplasmic microtubule organization
Cellular component (GO): cytosol; spindle pole
Molecular function (GO): protein binding
Source: RefSeq, a predicted model, not a curated record
CGACCGCCGGGAAACUCAAGAAUGAGAAGAGUAGGAAGUAAAACAUCAACACUGAUGUUUGAACCACGUUAGAAGAUGGAAGAAUCAGAGUUUGAUAAUAUUUUAGAUGACUGGUUCAUCGAGUCUCUGAAAACGUACAAAGAUCUGCACGUUUAUCAGCUGGAACAUCCCACACGGGUCAUUGAGUGGACAUCAGGGAAGACUGUGUGUGUCGCGGGCUACGCUCCAUCUAAAAAUGAGAUUCUGGAGCUGCUUUUACCUCUGAAGCUGUUGGCUGAUGAAAAUAAGGUAACACAACGGCUCAUUUUCAGCUCCACGUCCGCUGGUAAAUGUCACUACAAGCUUCUGCUGUUUGUGUGGUGUGUUCAGGGUCUCUGUGCAGAGCGGGAUUUCAAAGUUGCCCAUGGCGGUUUCACAGAUGAUCCUGUUCGUUGCCUCAAACACAUCCCAGGAUCGAGGCAUGUUGUUACUAAUGAUGGGAGAAGCUCAGACCUGCAGGUGUGGGACCUCGGAGGAGACGACAGUGGUGAGUUUUAUCAAGAUCAUCAUAGGUUUGAAACUAAGGAGACUCACCAGAAUAGACUGGAUGUGAUCAGGAGAACAGGAAGUAUUGAGGGGAAGAGGACUGUGUCAGAGAGUGGCAGCAGGAUCGCAGCUCGCCUCUCGCCACAACCUGAAGUUCUUCAUGGCGCUCAGAGCAGCAACGUCCAUCUGACUGAGCUGACAUCAGGAAGGACUCUGUUCACGCUCGAGACGGACUCAGCACAUCCUCUAAUGUCCUUACAGUUUGUGAGUGACAGCGUCUUCCUCACUGGCUGCUGUAAUGGGAGCGUUUACGUCGCUGACACUCGUUCAUCAGCGGCUCCUCAGCUUUCCCCUGCUCCAGCGUCCUCAGCUCCAUCUGACCUCUGGUGGACGGACGCCUCCGCAGGUCUUCUGUCAUGCAGGAUUGUCAGACUCUCCUCGUCUGGUCGGGCGGUGGUCUCAGACCUGAGGAAGCUGGGCGGAGCUGUUAGUCAGGCUCAGCUGGAUGUCCAAUCACGCCAGUAUGGCCUGGAUGAUGUCACAGUGUCAUGGGCUCCAGUGCUGGACGACUGUAUCGCAGUUUCAGGUUUCAGCGGGGUCGUUCAGAUCUUCAACACUUCUUCCUGGAGGUCGGAGGUGCAGGACGCUCUGCCGCUCUUUGAGCAUCGUGGUCACACGGUUUCCUCUCAGGCUGAAGAUGGCGCCCCUGUUGUUGUCACCUCCCACACCUGGCAUCCUGAGCGUCCCAGGACGCUGCUGUCUGCAGCCUCAGAUGGUUCUGUGCAUGUGUGGGACUGGGUCGACCAAUCAGUAGCCAGCAGAUGACGGCCUGUUUCACCUGAGUAGAUGAGAAUGAAAGAGCCAGGUGUUUCCUAAGAGGUUUAAUGGGCCCAUGUGACUCGUGAUAAUGACCUGUGAACAUAAAAACAAAAAAUAGUUAGCUUAGUUUUGAUGUAAAUUUAAUGAAGUCUGCUCUUGUAUUGCUUUCAAAUAUAUCUGACAAUAUCAUGCCAAUAAUGUUAAACAUUCGUUGUUUACUCAUGAACCAGACUGGACAUCUGUGCAAAAUUUAAUGAAAAUCUGUCACAGGUUUCCUAAGAUAUCACAUUCACUAGAAAAGCUUAGUUGGAUGUAAAGGACGACCCAAACCCAAACGCCUCUGGCUCUCACUGUUACCAACAUGGAGGAUAAAAAAAUCAACUUUGAGGACUUACACCAAAGUUUACUUUCUUGCAUCGAUGUGCACUGGACAGAAAAGUGACCGGAUGUUUAAUUCAACGAAGAAAACUCAGGAAUGGAAGAAAUUAGAAGUUAAUUUCACACUUGCUGGUUCCUUCCUCGCUACCUGAGCCAAUAAUUAGACUCUCCUCAAUCACCAGAAUCUCUAAAUACUAAACUUCAGCUCUGCCUCAAGGGAACUCCAGUUUUCUAUGAAGGUUUACUGUUUGCUGUGAUUGUGUGCUUUAGCUCAGACUGAGUAAAUUGCCUUCAUUCACUUACUGCUGUUAAAUUUCACACACCCCUGCAGACACAAACCACCCAUUUAACUCUCCAGCUUUUGCCAUUUAUUUUCAACGUUUUGACUCAUUGGUUUCAGGUUGAAUCCCCAAACUAUUUUUUUAAUCCUGAUGGUAAACCUCCAGCAGAGGAAAUGCUGUUUUUAAAAGUUAAAGAAUAAAAUAAGAAAACUUAGAUGAA